Messenger RNA from Pteronotus mesoamericanus, 2537 nucleotides. RefSeq names its product glutamic-oxaloacetic transaminase 2 (gene GOT2). Gene Ontology annotation, molecular function: L-aspartate:2-oxoglutarate transaminase activity; pyridoxal phosphate binding. The transcript has 10 exons. NCBI's taxonomy places the organism in Eukaryota, Metazoa, Chordata, Mammalia, Chiroptera, Mormoopidae. Bases 162 to 1454 code for a protein of 430 amino acids. The record is from RefSeq and is a predicted model, not a curated record. Gene Ontology annotation, biological process: L-aspartate catabolic process; biosynthetic process. Gene Ontology annotation, cellular component: mitochondrion.
CAGCCGCCAGGGUCCGCUGUGACGCGGAUCGGGCCUGGCUGCUCUAGCCUCACCCGGGGAAGUCGCUGUCCUUACCUUCAGCAGGAGCCCGCGCCUCGGAGUCUGCGCCCGCCGGCUCUCCGCUCUGUCUGCAGCCACCCACUGCCUGCUUGCCGCCCACCAUGGCCCUGCUGCACUCCAGCCGCGUCCUAUCCGGGGUCGCCGCCGCCUUCCACCCAGGCCUCGCGGCCGUGGCUUCUGCCAGAGCCAGCUCCUGGUGGGCCCAUGUGGAGAUGGGCCCCCCAGAUCCCAUCCUGGGGGUCACAGAAGCCUUCAAAAGAGACACCAACAGCAAAAAGAUGAACCUGGGAGUUGGUGCCUACCGGGACGAUAAUGGAAAGCCGUACGUGCUCCCUAGCAUCCGGAAGGCAGAGGCCCAGAUUGCUGCAAAAAACCUGGACAAAGAGUACCUGCCCAUCGGGGGGCUGGCCGAGUUCUGUAAGGCCUCCGCAGAGCUGGCUCUGGGCGAGAACAGCGAAGUCCUGAAAAGCGGCCGGUAUGUCACCGUGCAGACCAUUUCUGGAACCGGGGCCUUAAGGAUCGGAGCCAGUUUUCUGCAAAGAUUUUUCAAGUUCAGCCGGGAUGUCUUUCUGCCCAAACCGUCCUGGGGGAAUCACACGCCCAUCUUCAGGGACGCGGGCAUGCAGUUACAGGGCUACCGAUACUACGACCCCAAGACGUGCGGCUUUGACUUCACAGGCGCCAUGGAGGACAUUUCAAAAAUGCCACAGCAGAGCGUGCUCCUCCUGCAUGCCUGCGCCCACAAUCCCACGGGAGUGGACCCUCGCCCCGAGCAGUGGAAGGAGAUAGCCGCGGUGGUCAAGAAAAACAAUCUCUUCGCGUUCUUCGACAUGGCCUACCAAGGCUUUGCCAGUGGCGAUGGUAACAAGGAUGCCUGGGCUGUCCGCUACUUCAUCGAACAGGGCAUUAAUGUUUGCCUCUGCCAGUCCUAUGCCAAGAACAUGGGCUUAUACGGUGAGCGUGUGGGAGCCUUCACGGUGAUCUGCAAAGAUGCUGAUGAAGCCAAGAAGGUGGAGUCACAGUUGAAGAUCUUGAUUCGUCCCAUGUAUUCCAACCCUCCCAUCAAUGGAGCCCGGAUUGCAUCCACCGUUCUCAACAGCCCUGAUCUGCGUAAACAAUGGUUGCAAGAAGUGAAGGGCAUGGCCGACCGCAUCAUUAGCAUGCGGACCCAGCUGGUCUCCAACCUCAAGAAGGAGGGAUCCUCCCACAACUGGCAGCACAUCACCGACCAGAUUGGCAUGUUCUGUUUCACGGGACUGAAGCCCGAACAGGUGGAGCGGCUGACCAAGGAGUUCUCCAUCUACAUGACAAAGGACGGCCGCAUCUCGGUGGCAGGGGUCACCUCGGGCAACGUGGGCUAUCUUGCCCAUGCCAUUCACCAGGUCACCAAGUAAUUUCUCUGACGAGAGGAAGCAGAGACGACCUUCCCGGCAACCUCUGCUGUUGAGAGAUUCACGCGGAGGAAGAGGGAGGGUGGAUGGUGGUGAGCAGAUCAUUUCUUUCAACCACGGACCUGAAAACUCAGUGUUUGAAUGCGUUGCUCAGAAAAGAACGUGUAGGGAAACAGGCAGAGGCACCUGUGGCCAGUGCGUGGGACUUUGCAGCUCUGAACCAAACUCUCCCCGAUCUUUGUACCUCCAGCUUUUCUGAGAGUUUACAUGUACAAGAAAGACGGCCAAAAAAACCUGUCGAUCACACCUUUGCAACAUUUCUGAAGCUUUAACUGAAGCAGUGUAUGGUGUUGAUUCAGCAUGAACAUGCCACUUGUUAGAGGCUUUGUGAGAAGAACUAGUCCUAACAAUAAUAGUCAGCCCCAUGUUUGUCCUCCCGGGAUUGAGCAACCUUAACGACAGACCACGUUACAGAAAUUAUGUUUUGUGGAAACCAGCAAGUCGGCUGCCACUGCAGCGGGAAAAUUAAAAGAUGCUAUUUCCAGUCUUAUUUAAGAGAACAGAGAAAGAAGGCUCUCCUUCUUGUAGGUACUUGCAGGCAUUUUAAUCUUCCCCUCUCCUGUUUUAUCAUUGCUGUUCUUUUCCUUAGGCACAGAGAUCUGUAACUAACCUAGGUUUUCAUCCUAGUGCUUGAUUGACCAUCAGUCCCAUCCAGUAGCACUUGCUCAUUUGAAGAAUGAAGAACAUAAUUUACCGCUCACCCCAUACCCUCACCUUCCUCAGCAAAGAAUAGCAGAGAAUGGUUAACAGAUUAUUUCAGCGUCGUCUUCAAUGAUUGUCUUCUGCCGGGAUGGCGCCUCUGCCCUGUCGGACCUCGUACCUCUGCUCGUUGCUGUUGUGUAGCCACUCGUCUCACACGAUGAGCCGGGCGAUGCAGGCUGAACCAGCCAGAGGAUAUUCAGGGCUUGGUUUUGACCUUCGUGCGCUGGGUUCUGGCUGCACCCUUUGGAAAGAUAACCACCAUCUGCUCUAAUCAUGUAGACUUACCGCAGCCUGGUUUCUCUGUUACAAUAAAGUUACUGUAGA